AUAUUAAUGAAUGUGACACUGUUGAUCACAAUUGUACACAAACUUGCAGUAAUACACUUGGAUCAUACACCUGUUCUUGUAGAGCUGGAUAUAAAGAUAAUGGAUAUGGAAACUGUACUGAUAUUGAUGAAUGUUCAAUGGGUACCAGUGGCUGUCAACAACUCUGUUUUAACACUAAUGGAAGCUAUUACUGUCAAUGUAAUACUGGAUACAAAUUAAUGAAUGAUAAUUCAUCUUGUGAUGAUAUUAAUGAAUGCAUUGAGGAUCCUGGAGUAUGUCCUUUAAGAAGUAACUGUAUUAAUACAUUAGGGAGCUAUCAGUGUAACUGUAUUGGUGGAUAUCAAAUGAAUAAUGCUGGAAUUUGUAUAGAUAUCGAUGAAUGU
Amphimedon queenslandica is the source of this 383-nucleotide messenger RNA. Its product is annotated as fibulin-5-like. The record is from RefSeq and is a predicted model, not a curated record. The annotation marks the transcript as partial. The transcript is spliced from 4 exons. Gene Ontology annotation, molecular function: calcium ion binding. NCBI's taxonomy places the organism in Eukaryota, Metazoa, Porifera, Demospongiae, Haplosclerida, Niphatidae.